AUUAUAUUAUCUAUGUCUUUGUUUGGUACUCAGUCUUAUUUCGAGAAAGUUUUAAUUUUUUCCACGACCAGCACGCAUACUUUUCCCCUUUUAGCGCCUCCAUUCAGGGACAGCCUAAUCGUAGAAUGACCCAGUUUUCAGCUUCGGCAGAUAACGAUGGACGCUGGUGAAGAUCGCUUGUUUCUGGGAUUUGAUUUUAGCACACAACAAAUCAAGGCAGAAGCAAUAAAUGACUCUCUGCAACUUGUAAAUGAAACAGCAGUCAAGUUUGACUCCGAUCUUCCAGAAUUCAAAACUCAUGGUGGGGUGCACAUCCACAACGAUAAUGUCACAGUUACUGCCCCUAGUAUCAUGUGGGUCAAGGCCUUUGACUUGUUGCUAGAUAAAAUGAAGAAGGAUGGUUUUCCCUUUCACAAAGUGGCAUGCAUUUCAGGGGCAGGGCAGCAACAUGGCAGUGCAUACUGGAAAAAAGGUACAAACCAAAUCUUAAGAAAUCUUGAUGACAAAAAACCUCUCCAUGAACAACUACAGAACUGUUUUUCGAUCCCUGAUUCUCCUAUAUGGAUGGAUGCCAGUACAACAAAGAACUGCCGUGAACUGGAAGAAAAAGUAGGCGGUCCCUUGAAACUAGCAGAAAUAACUGGUUCUCGUGCUUUUGAGAGGUUUACAGGCACCCAGAUUAUGAAGAUUUCUCAGACAAGACCUUCAGAGUACAAUGACACUGAGAGGAUUUCAUUGGUCAGUAGUUUUGCAGCAUCCCUUUUGAUUGGAGAUUAUGCUCCAAUAGAUUUGAGUGAUGGGUCAGGAAUGAACCUUCUAGACAUUAGAACUAAGAAGUGGUCACCAGAAUGUCUUCAGGCUUGUGGAUCAAACUUGAGUGAGAAGCUGGGAGAACCAGUGCCAUCCAAACAAGUCAUUGGAAACGUGAGCCAGUUUCUCAUUGGUCGAUAUAACUUUAGUCCAAAUUGCAAGGUUGUGGCUUUUACAGGAGAUAACCCAGCAUCCCUGGCAGGAGUGGCGCCUAAACUAGGUGAUACAAUUAUAAGUCUUGGGUCCAGUGAUACAGUAUUCUCCUGGCUGCCGAGUCAGACAGUGGAACUGGAUGGCAAUGUCUUUGUUAACCCCAUCGACUCCAAUACUUAUAUGUCUCUAGUCUGCUUUAAGAAUGGUUCUCUCACAAGAGAGAGAAUCAAAGAUGAAAGUGCUGAAGGCUCGUGGGAUAAAUUUUCAGAAUACUUGAAAAACACACCAAUGGGAAAUAAUGGAAAUAUAGGAAUAUAUUUUGAUGUAAUGGAGAUUCAGCCAUUAUCACAAGGAAUUUUCCGGUUCAACAAAUCGGAUGAAAAGGUGGCCUCCUUCCCACCAGAAGCAGAAGUUCGAGCCGUGAUAGAAAGUCAGAUGAUUGCUCGUAAAAUGUACAUGGAAAUGAGAGGAAUGCACACAGACCUGGACACCCGAAUACUUGCCACUGGAGGUGCCUCUCUCAAUAAGGCCAUUCUGCAGGUUAUAUCAGAUGUGUUUGGGGCACCUGUUUUUGUGAGUGAUAUGCCAAACUCAGCCGGCCUUGGCUCCUGUUACAGAGCUAAACAUGGACUUGAUGGUUAUGAUUUCUCAAAUGUUGUUAAGAACCACCCCCAGCCAGAGUGUGUGGCAGUCCCGACAGAGGGCGCUAGUGAGGUCUAUAAGGAAAUGAGUUUGAGGUACAGAAAAUUAGAGCGAGAAGUUGCCAACCAACAAUAACAGAGAGAUGUGUAGGAUUAAUUAGUCUGCUCAUUAUUUAUGGUAGCUGAAUCCCCUUUUAAUUACAAUUGGUGCUAUCUCCUUCUUGUAUAAUUUAAAUCAUUGUUAUGCGAUUGUGAUGGAUCACUUCAUUGUGAAUGUUAAAUCAAUUAUGUACCAAUAGCUCAUCCUAUGAUGGACAAUAAAUUGAUUGUACACUUUUCAAGAA
Messenger RNA from Saccostrea cuccullata (small rock oyster), 1948 nucleotides. Its product is annotated as xylulose kinase-like. Gene Ontology annotation, biological process: D-xylose metabolic process; phosphorylation; xylulose metabolic process. Gene Ontology annotation, cellular component: cytosol. The record is from RefSeq and is a predicted model, not a curated record. The transcript is spliced from 19 exons. The coding region runs from base 157 to 1740 and encodes 527 amino acids. Gene Ontology annotation, molecular function: D-xylulokinase activity. Lineage: Eukaryota; Metazoa; Mollusca; Bivalvia; Ostreida; Ostreidae.